GCCCCACAAGCCUUUGCAAAGAAGAAAGAACUUGACGGUGAUAAGAUGGAGCAUUAGGGAGAGACGGCGGGCUGGGGGGCAAAAGGAAACGGAUCGGAAUAAUUUAUAGUGCGAAAGCGACGUAUCUCGGUGGCUUCUAUAUGUUUGCGCUUCGUCUGUCUUUGUGUUGAGAGAAACUAAGACCGAGGAUGGCCAGCGCCAGUGGUUCGAAAGCGGAAUUUAUCGUCGGUGGAAAAUACAAACUGGUCCGGAAGAUCGGCAGUGGCUCGUUUGGGGAUAUCUACCUGGCGAUCAACAUCACCAACGGCGAGGAGGUGGCCGUGAAAUUGGAAUCACAGAAAGCGAGGCAUCCGCAGCUUCUCUACGAGAGUAAACUGUACAAGAUUUUGCAGGGAGGAGUCGGUAUCCCGCACAUCCGGUGGUAUGGACAAGAAAAGGAUUAUAAUGUCCUAGUCAUGGACUUGCUUGGACCUAGCCUUGAAGAUCUUUUUAACUUCUGUUCACGCAGAUUCACGAUGAAAACUGUUCUGAUGUUAGCUGAUCAGAUGAUCAGCAGAAUUGAGUAUGUGCAUACAAAGAAUUUUAUUCACAGAGAUAUCAAACCGGACAAUUUUCUAAUGGGUAUUGGACGUCAUUGUAAUAAGUGUUUAGAAUCUCCAGUGGGGAAGAGGAAAAGAAGCAUGACUGUUAGCCCUUCUCACGACCCAGCUUUCUCAGGAUUAAAUCAGCUGUUUCUGAUUGACUUUGGUUUGGCCAAAAAAUACCGUGACAAUCGGACAAGGCAACAUAUACCAUACAGAGAAGACAAAAAUCUUACAGGGACAGCCCGUUAUGCCAGCAUCAAUGCACAUCUAGGUAUCGAACAGAGUCGUCGUGAUGAUAUGGAAUCACUAGGCUAUGUACUGAUGUACUUCAACAGGACAAGCCUUCCUUGGCAAGGACUGAAGGCAGCCACGAAGAAACAGAAAUACGAAAAGAUUAGUGAGAAGAAGAUGUCCACGCCAGUUGAGGUUUUGUGUAAGGGAUUCCCUGCUGAGUUUGCAAUGUAUCUGAACUACUGUCGUGGAUUACGUUUUGAAGAAGCACCAGAUUACAUGUAUCUCCGACAGUUAUUCCGCAUUCUCUUCAGAACCUUAAAUCAUCAGUAUGACUAUACAUUUGACUGGACAAUGUUGAAGCAAAAAGCAGCACAACAAGCAGCUUCUUCUAGUGGCCAAGGGCAACAGGCUCAAACACCCACAGGCAAGCAAACUGAAAAAUCCAAAAGCAACAUGAAAGGUUUCUGAUCUCGAGGUUGAAGCAAAGGAGCAAAGCAGCAUGUGAGAGCAGGUUGCCUUUUGUCACUCCCCUUCUGGUUUUUGUUUCACAUGUACAAGCCGUUCAGUGGACAACCUUUAAACUGGUGAAUUAAACUCUACUGGAUACAGCUGACUCUGGGAAGAGCAUAUUAAAAAAACUGUACCUGCAACUGUAGCAGCCUUUAAUCAAACUAAUUCCUGGAAAAGCGCAGUUUCAUCUUUCAAAAUAGAGCAACUGAAGCAGACUUGCUGGUGUACAGUUUUCUUUAUUCAAUAAAUGGGAUGUAAGAAUGUGGUUGACACAGUGGAGAGAAAAUUAACGUUGUGAAUUUGCCAAUCUUUCCUUCAUUUUUUUGUUUCUGCACUGCUUGGAAGUUAAAUGAUGUCUCAUAGUGGCACAUGGAAGUUGCUCCUUAAGCAGUCUCUGAAUUUUGCCCCAAGCGUUUACUUGAAAGGUGCACUGCAUUCACCUAUCUUCUCCCUUGUAAUGUGUUCCAAAUCUCUUGUUACCAACUAGAAAAAUGGUAAAUCUCUUAAAGCUGGGAUUUCUCUAUUAAAUCACCUGCAGCCAGUAGUAAAUCAAUAGCAACCAAAGAAUCCAAGUUUCCUGUUGGAAGGACUCUGCCUGCUGUCUUGUGCUAGAGUGGUAUCUUUUGUGAAGAAAUGAUAAAACUAGUGACUACUAGAUAAAACUAGAAUUCCACAUUAAGUAUAUUGUACUUGGUUAAAAGAAAAGCUUAGUCAUCGCAAAGCUUAGCUAACAACUUAAGACUGAAAUUGUGGCUUAGUUAGCAUUGUAAUCACUGUACACAUCUACUCUGACUUGGGGUUUACAGUGUGUUUGAAUAUUGGCUUUUUUGUUUACAUGUUAACUGAAUAAGAAUAUAUGAUUCGUGUAAAAGAAUAGGGUUAUUUUGUAAUGCUCUGCUAAACUUCCCUAUUUGCUUUGUAACUUCUCACCCUUUCACCUUUUUUAAAAGAAACUAAACUUUCAUCAGCCAGUUUAUUUUAAAAUGUUGCAUUUCUUCACAGAUGGCUUUAGAUUUGUAGACAGAUGUACCUUUCUUUUUUAUUAAUACAAUGGAUAUUUUGUAUUUGCAGGGGUAUUAGCUUUGUCUUACUGCAGUGAACCUAUUAUAAAGAGAAUGUGUCCAUGAUGGAGCCUCUGCAGCUACUAAGCAUAUGCCAUUGUAUUCAACAGUGGCUAAAUAUUGAAGUUUCUUUUGAAAUAUUAAAAGUGUGUUGGAGGUUUUUUUUUACUUUUGUCUUGGUAAAAUGAAUGAUAAGUAACAUGUUUUGCAGUCGAGGUGUACAGUGCAGUAAUGGCAACUGUUGCUGGCUGUGAUUCUGGCCCAGCUAAAAUCUUUUAUUGCUAGAAGUACUUUAACAGUGUAAUUUAUUCCUUUUUAGCAUGUAAGAAUAAAUUAAAAACAAUUACUUGUUGAUCACCUGGCCAGUCUUAAUUUUUGACAAUUUAUCAUGCAAGAUAUAUAAGAAAGGUACAAGGUUUGUAUUCCCCAACAAAAUGCGCUAUAAUCCAGUUACCAUAAUUUGAAUUGGUUUGGUUUCUGCCUAUGAAAUAGCACUUUUAUUUGUCAAUAAUCUGUCCAAAUAUUAUUCUUGCAAUAGAUUUGGAAGGAAGAUUAUUGCCUUUGUCCUUCUGUUUUUAAUUCUCUGUUACAGGGAGCAAGCACCCUCAUUUUGAGUUUCCCCUGCUAAAGCACAAUCUACACUGAUUGCUCCUUGCUGGAGACAAAAUUGAUGGUUAUUUUUGAUUCUGCAUACUUCAAAUACAGCUCUAAGUUGUUUAAUCACUAAAAUGUAUAAAAGAAGCUGGAUGAUUAUUUUCCUGGUGAAAUAACGACAAGCUCUUUUUGAAAAAUAAGUCCAAACCAGAACUUCCCCAUUAAAUAAAUUAGUCCUAUCUUUUAUGUUCGUAUGUUCAGAUGUGUAUGCAUAACAAUUGCAAAAGCAUAUUCUCUUGUUUGAGAUUUGUCUAUUCCCAAUCUUGACCAAAGCUUCUGCUUAAUACACCCUAACCUAGAUUAAGAAGUGUAGUAUAAAAUAAUAUUAGCAGUGAUUAGCUUGAUGUGUUUGGCUCCAACUGAACGCUGCAGACAAAGUUAAUUUUGCCCCUUGAGUUUGACUGCAGGUUGAUGUGAUCAGAAAUGCAUGCCUGUUGCUGAAAAUAUUAAUUGUUUUGCCUCUUGAAUCAGACAAACUAUUAUAAAACACUAUGCACACAAAGUUAAAUUUGUGUUGAGGAUACUUUUUAAUACACUUGCCCAUUAUUUCUUUGCUGCUUAAAUUUCCCUAAAUUUUCUAACCAAAAGCUGUGAAAAGUAAAAGAAACCUGUGACGUGCUAUUGGUCACAUGGUGUUAAACACAUGCAAGACUAUCACCAAUUUCCUGUACUAAUUUCUUGAUAAUUGUUUUCAUUAACUUAAUAAUAGACUGGCAGGAGUGAAUUUUACCAGUGGCUGAAAUGUCUACUUGGAAGUAGCUGGUGUCCAAGGAUACAAUUCUCUCUCCAGAGUGAAAGACAUUUUGUCAAUUGAAUAUUUUUUAAAAAGUGCAGAGUCCUAUGCAAAAUAACAUCUAAGAAAAGAUGGCAUGAUUUCUUUUUUUUUUUGCCAGUGCAAUGAAUUGUUAAAGUAUUGAAUAUCUAAUAGUAAUACUGGAAAGUUGCUUUUUUUUUAUCAUAGUCCAUGAAGGACUAAGCUACUGCUUUCUUAUUCAUUUUUCUUUUGUUCUAUUCUAGUUCUUAUUUUUAUCAUUGUUUUUCAGAAUGUGAGAGUUCAAUUAUAUGGAUUUUAUAUCAAAUAUCUGUAUAUAUCGGGAUAUUGUGACAUCCAGUGAUGGGACAGCAAUGUUUGCCAAUCAGCAUGCAAUCUUUGAAGUGUGAUACGGCUGUAUUCCUUCUGUUCCAUCUAUUUGAAAGUUCUGAAAUAAAAUUCAAGUUGUUUUGAAUUAACAUGAAAGAAUUUAAAUCAUAACCUGUACACAUGGUUCAUACGGUGAAUAUUACCUAAUGACCAGCUGAAGAGGAAUUAUACACAUCUAGCUUUGGCAAAACACAAGGCAGACAACAAAAAAUUCUGAGAACAAUGGAUACAAUAUGAACAUAUAAUCAAAGAUGAUAGUGCGUCAUUUUGUGCAAACUGCUGAAUUCCUGCAAUUUUUAGAAAAUGUAUACAGAUUUUGAUUUUCAACCUCUUUUCGAUCUCCACUUUGGCUUUGAAUAGCUUGAGGUUUGUACAGAGAGUGAAAUCUGAAGCUGCAUUAAUGAAUGUGUAUUUGGAUGCAUUUCUUGAACCACAUGCCUACUAAGAUAAUGCAUAGUUGAAAUGUAAUAUAAUGUGUAAAUGUGAAAUUUAAUGCAGUUAAAAUGUUAAUUUGUAUCUAAUGAAAACCUGUGGUGGUUUAUACAUAGAUUUCACUACUUAUAUUUUAAAGUAAUCUAUCAGUUAGAAAUAAAAAUCCACAUUGGAAUUAAACUAGAUUAAAUGUAUUUUCCCCAUGAACCAUAUCUAGUUCUGUCCUUGUAUUUUCAACUUAUCCAAGCAUGACUGCCAGGCGAAACUAAACAUUGCAUCAAAUUCCAAGGAAGUGGCUUAUGAAGUUGUCAGAAGUAGUAAUAGACCUGAGGCUUUAAAGCAUGUUGGGAUCGGCAAAGCGGGUAAGAAAUUCUUUUAUUUUAAACAAAAAGUAAGAUUGUAUCCAGAAAACUACAAAAAUGAACUGCAAGAGCACUUAAAGGAAAGGACUAGUGAAGGCAAAUGUGGAUCUUGCAUGAGCAACUUCAAAAUGGGGAAUAAUAAAAUGGCAAGGGAAUGAACUACUUUGAGUUUGUCUUCACAAAGUGAGGCCCCCCCCAAAAAAAACUGCCAAAAUCUACCAGGGAACCUAGUCUAAUGGGAAUAAGAAUCUGAAGAAAAGUUUAAAAAAAAAUGAGUACGCUAAAACCUGGUCAAUGCCAAUUCCAGAAUUUUGAAACAGCUGACCAUAAAGAUAGGAAAUACUGCAAAUGGUUUCCCCAGAAUUUAAUAGAAUGGCAAAUAUGACCCCACUGUUUACAAGAGAAGGGAGAUAAAUUGGGGAGUUGCUGACUGCAUAACAAAUUUCACAACAUGCCAGUGAUACUAAACCUGAUUCUGGCCUUUGUAAAAGUUGAAGUCAUAGAAUAUUUAUGAAAGAUUGGUUAGAGCAAAACCAGUAAACUUAUGAAGGAAAAAUGUAUUUGACUCAUUUCUGAAGUACUUUGAGAAUGUGGUUGAUUUCCCUACUGUCUAAUCCAUGGAUGUAAUGUGUUUGGAGUUUCAGAAGGCUUGCUUGUGGUCCCACAUAAGCAGCUGAUAAACAAGAUUGAAGCAGUUAGUAAUUAAAAGAUAAUAUAUUGACAUGAAGUGAUUAUUAGACAAAGCUGAAAUGAAUGGAUUCUUUUCAGUUUAGUAGGCUCUAACUAUUGGGGUAUCACAAGGGUUGCAAAUUGUGCCCCAGCUAAUCAUUGACAGAAGAGGCCAAAUGUCACAUUUUCAGGUUUCCUGAUGAUGCAAAACUAGGUGGAAUUAUGUCAUGUAGGAUGUAAGGUGUAGAGGUGUCAAGCAGAUAAGAGACCAGAAUGAUAGGGUCAGAACAUGACAGCUGCAUUGUAAGGUGAGAAAACAGCAAAUUAUCCACUUUUCAACAAAUAUUGAGUGAUUGGGCAAGUUACAUUAAGAUGCUUCAAGGUAACAUGUCAGGAAGUCUUCCCUUAUAAAGGUUAACCAAAAUACUGGUCCUGUUGUUUUACUGCUGCUUUUUCUGACUUUUUUGCUUGAAGAGCAUAGAUAAAUGCAUUUUAUUUUUAAGCCAAAAUAUUUUGAAGGAAUGGCAGUACUGGAUUAAUAAUGUAGAUUAGUGUAAAUACUAUCAUUUUAUAUGACCUCUUGAAAGCUUGUGUAAAUUUAUCACUUUAAAGGAGCCAGGUUUAAUCCAGAAUUAGUGUUUUUUUUUGUUCUGAAAGUGCCAUAACAGCACAUUUUAACGUGAUUGUUUUGUUUGUUAGGUUGAUAAAGUUGAUGAUAAUCCAGUACUCUAAAAUGAAGAAAUCAUACUCUGAAGCAAAAUGCUAAUUGUAGUAUAAACGGUUUUACAAAACAAAAUCCUCCAUGAUUUAAUGAGGUAUUUUCAUAUAUAUUUUCACUUAAGCAGAUCAAAUAUCUGAUAUUCCAGGUGUGAUAGAGCAGCAGUCAUUGAUUCAGAUUCUGGCUUGAAUUGCAGAGUUAGUAUAGUUAAGUCAUGUGGAUGAUUCGGAUAGCUCCAUUAAAGUGGUAAGCAUUUAUUCCUCUAGUAGAAUAGAAAUAACUUGAUGGUAAUUCCAGUGCAUUAUCUGGAAAUAACUGUAAUAUUUUACUUGACUGGCUAUAUUCCCAAGAUGUCAUUAUGGUGUACACAGUAGGAUACCAUCAGGCUUACUAAGUACCCUGCCCCACUCUUCACCACAUUUCCUUAAACCAACUGUCUUUCAUUCUUGUUCAACCCAAUUCUCUUACCAUCCACUUGUGUUAAGGUGGCUUACAGUAGUACAGUAGCUAAUAUGUUUGUAAUAAACAGCUUGUUUUAGAACUAAGUGAUACCUCCAUAGAAUUCUGAACAUUUGUCAUGUAAUUUCCUCUGGUUGUUCUAGUUCCCACCAUGUGCAAAAUCGACCAAGAUGGCACUGGAGACAUGAGUUCUGAGACAGCUGCACCAUUUGCAAUACUACUAUGACACUUCCCCACCCAAACAGGAAUCUUUAUCCUACAUCAGAGUUACUAGCUUCAGUGAGCCAGGAAAUUUAGAAGGGCAAAUGUAGAAAAUUUUACACCCAAGAAUACUUUUUCUCUUGACUGUGCUGGCCAGCUCUUUUAGGCUGAAUUAAGUCUCUUGAUUAACAUAAGGACUUUAUAAGUAAUCCUGAUCUGGAGGCUAGAUGGUACUUUUUCUGUGCUCUGGCCCAUAAUUGUGUAGAGUUUUUUUCUUCUGAUACAUUUGCCAAAGAAAUUGGAUUUGCCCAACAUUUACACCUGGAAUGCAAUGACCCUUGAUCUUAUUUCCAGCAGUUUUAAGAUUCAAAUUCUGCAAAUGAUAAGCUAGAAAACAUUAAGUAGCUCUUCUAGUAUAGAGUAAUCCUGCUGUUAUUUGUUUUGACAAAACUCUACAGAAAUGGGAACAUGGUGAGCUAUUUGUGGCCCAAAUUAACUUGCUAUGUUCCUAAUUCUUGAGGCUAGAGUUUUCUGGCUUCUUUUCUUUAAAGCUUCUUCAUGAUGGAGAUCUGAAGCAGUUUUCAGUUAAUAAGUAUCAGUUGUACAGAACUGGCAUCUCUAUCUUGUGUAAUUUAAUUGGUACUGGUGACCUAAUUGAUGUGUAAAUAAAAUUAUUUAGUUUUGUCAAUCUUUAAAGAAAAAAUGCUUUGUUGGAAAGAUAUGAAUGGGUGGGAUGAGGAGCAGUGGUUGGUGGAAGGGAGUGCAAUGCUUAUCUGGAAAACUUACAGCUUAAAAAAUUUUACAUUAGUUGCUACAUUGUAAGAUGACUUGCAACCUCAUAUGUAAAAUACAAAUGUUAUACAAAAAAGCAAAAAUUUUCUUAAUUUCAAAUAGGCUAUAAUAACCAUCUCUUGACCUUAUGAAAUUUAUUGUCAUUAAAGUGUAGAGCAUUUCAGCUAAUUCUCUAGAUCAGCUGUAUUGCACUUGUUAAUAUCUGAAAUAGUUCACUGUUGAAAAAUGCAUUUGGUUACAGUAUGCCCAUUUGUACUUAUAAAAGUUUGCAAAGUAACUAGUCAUCCUUUGUUAAAGUUGGGCAAUAAGUGAUCUUCCCUUCGGAGGGAGAGAGCCAUCAUUGUUAAAACUAAAAACUGAAAAUAUUUAAAAUAGACAAGACAAUGAGUUUCGUAGCCAUAGAAAUAUGUUUCCAAAAGAUGUUUUCAAGUUCACUUUGUGAGAGUUUAUUUUCCCCUUGUAUCCCUAAUCUUCACUUCUGCAUUACGGAAUCUCUGACAUUUUAUUGAACUCUGUUUAAUUAUACUAUACAAGCUAUUUUCCUUUUUUACCCAAACGUAAUGUGGCUCAAAAUCAUCUUCAAUCCAAAUGGAUCCGUUGACUUUUAUAGAAAUAUGUGGUUCUGCUUGUAUUUUUCCAGAUAUAGGCCCUCUCCAGGUUACACUGGGUUCUAUUCCUGUGAAUUGCUCAUAAUCUGAACAGUUUACAAGUCAGAAAAUGCAGCUGUGAAGAGACUUCCCAUGUACAACAGGUGCUGCAGCCCUGGUGGCCAGCACAUCCAUUCCACUGUCUCCCAAACAUUUGACCGUAUGUAUGGGUUAUGUGAAAGUCAGGUGUACUUAAUCUGGGCAAACCUUUAAAUCAUCAAAUGCUUAUGGUAAAAAGUAUUUUUCCUUCUAUUACUCUAAAUCCUUGCCAUUGGGAGACUCAGGCAGUGACAAAAUUAGGCCUUGAUUCACCACUUCUAGUAUGUGCUGAGCUAUUUCUCUUGGGGUACAGAUGGUACCAAUAUAUCUGAACUGAGAAAGGGUGAAAUCGUCAUAAUCAUUAUUGUUGGAAGCAUAUGCUUUUUAUUCUUUGUCUUUCAAUGUUCUAAUUGGAGGCUUGCAAAGAUGUGUGUAAUUUUCUUAAUCCUUGAAACAUUUAAAAUUUAUGCGUCAAUAUUUAGUCUAGUAUUGCAUUUUUACUGUCAAAGUUAACAAAUCAUUUUGUAUUCCAGUCUUCACUUAUAUUACAGUGUUAUAUUUCCUCAUUAUUUCACUCCAGUAUUUUCCAGUGCACCUUUAGACCACAAAAGCUCUAUUCCUUAAGAAGAGGCUUUAAUUAUGUGUGCAAAUGGACUUCCUUGUUCAGGAUGUCGACCCAACAUUGUCCAAUGGUCAUCCAAAGGUCUGCAAUGUAUAUCAACACUUGCUGCUUUGCUCAAUUGAACCUUCCAUAUCUAGGCUAAAUUUGAAUUUUAUUCAAUUUUGAAGUCUUUGAAAGUGGGAGAUGUUUGAUUUGGGGUGAGAAGAGUUGGUGGAGUACAGAAUUAUUUCAGACCUCAGAGGCACAACUGCCAGUGAUGAGCAAAAGGCUCCAUUUGGAUUAUGUUGAGACACUAUACGGUUGUGGGGGAGGAGGGUAAGUAGUUAAGAUCAUAAAGUGGCUUUGAGGAUUUUAAAAUGGUGUUGUAGGAUCAAGACAGUCAGCAAACAGAGAUACGGUAAUGGUGAAUACAGGAGAAAAGAUCAUAAUCAUCCGAAGGAUAACGUGUCAAACAAAUUAAGGACAGCCACAAAAGGGGCAUUUCAGUAGCCUGACUAGUUGAGUUUUGGGUUUCAGGGGUGAAUAGGAAGGGGUGGAGGCCUGGACAGGUGGGCCAGGCUUUCGGCAUCAAUUACCAAGGUUGGGUCACAUCUGACAAUGGCAAGAGAUGCAAGUGGCCAUAUAAAGCAUGGUAAAAAUUCAGUUCUAUGCUGCAUAUGGCGCCAAGUUUACAAGCACUUUCCCAUGGCUUAGGACAGUAUCUUGGCCUGGAAGGAUGACCAUAGACUGAAUUUAUAGCAAAAAUCAAUGAUGAAAACUGCAGUGUUCCCCAUUUUUGAUUGAAGAAAAGUCUUGCUGGUUUUAGAUUUUACUUAAACUGACAAUUCUAUGACAUCAGUCUGAUCUAAAUGGGUUGAUGAUGAGAGCUGAGUGUAUAUGCUCAACUUGAUUACUCAAAAAACUAAUUUUGCAGAUAUGUAGCAUGUAGAGAGAAAAAAUGUUAAAUGAGGAAGAGUAAAUCUUUGUAGUUAUGUACGGUGUCAAUAAAAAUAUUCACCCACCUUGGAAGUUUUCAUGUUUUAUUGUUUUACCACAUCGAAUCACAGUGGAUUUAAUUCGGAUUUUUUUGACACUGAUCAACAGAAAAAAAGACGUGUCAAAGUGCAAACAGAUUUCUACAAAGUAAUUGAUUGCAUAAGUAUUCACACCCCUCCCCUUAAUAUUACACACCAAAUCAUCACUGGUGCAGUCAAUUGAUUGUCGUAAAAAAGUGCCUGUGUCUGGAAGGUCCAGCUGCUGGUGAGUCAAUAUCCUGGCAAAAACUACACCAUGAAGACAAAGGAACACUCCAAGCAAAUCCGCAAAAAGAUUUUUGAAAAGAAGAAGUCAGAAGAUGGAUACAAGGAAAUUUCCAAGUCACUGAAUAUCCCUUAGAGUACAGUUAGGUCAAUCAUCAAGAAAUGGAAAGAAUGUGGCACAGCUGUAAAUCUGCAAGACAUCCUUAAAAACUGGGUGACUGUGCAAGAAAGGCACUAGUAAGGCAGGCCACCAAGAGACCUAUAACAACUCUGGAGAAAUUACAAGCUUCAGUGGCUGUGAUGGGAGAGAAUACACGUACAACAACUGUUGCUCGGCUGCUUCACCAGUCACAGCUUUAUAUGGGAGAGUGCCAAAGAGAAAGCCACUGUUGAAAACAACUCACAUGAAAUCUCAGCUAGAGUUUGCUAGAUGACAUGUGGGAGACUGAAGUCAGCUGGAAGAAGGUUCGUUGAUCUGAUGAAACCAAAAUUGAACUUUUUGGCUUUUAGGUGUAAGCCAAACACCUCACAUGAUCAAAAACACACCAUCCCUACUGAGAAGUAGUGUGGUGGCUGCAAUAUGUUGUGGGGUUGCUUCAUUGCAGCAGGCCCUGGAAGGCUUGUGAAGAUAGAGUAAAAUGAAUGCAGCAAAUUACAGGGAAAUCCUGGGAGAAAACCUGAUGCAGUCUGCAAGAGAACUGAAGCUUGCGAAAAGAUUUGUUUUCCAGCAAGACAAUGACCCCAAGCAUAAAGCCAGUGCUACAUAGGAAUGGUUUAAAAACAGCAAAGUUAAUGUCUUGGAGUGGCCAAGUCAGGGUCCAGACCACAAUCCAAUUGAGAGUUUGUGGCUGGACUUGGAAAGGGUUGUUCACUCACAAUCCCCAUGCAAUCCGACAGAGUUUGAGCAGUUUUGUAAAGAACAAUUGGGGUUGGGGGUGGAUUGCAGUGUCCAGAUGAGAUGUGUAAAGCUGAUAGAGACCUAUCCACACAGACUCAAGGCUGUAAUUGCUGCCAAGGGUGCAUUUACCAAAUACUGACUUGAAGGGGAUGAAUACUUAAGCAAUUAAUUAUUUUGUGUUGUAUAUUUGUAAUUAAUUUAGAUCACUUUGUAGAGAUCUGUUUUUACUUUGGCAGAAAAGAGGCCUUUUCUAUUGAUCAGUGUCAAAAAAGCCAAAUUAAAUCCACUGUGAUUCAAUUUUGUAAAACAAUAAAACAUGAAAAUUUUGAAAGGGGUGAAUACUUUUGAUAGGCACUGCACAUGAAAUGGAUAAUGUAAUGGUGCAACAGUUAGAACUGCAUCUGAUCAGACACUGGUGGUGUUUGUGUAUAGUUAGUACAUUUCCUGUAGCAGUGUGAGUUUCUUCCGGAUGUUCCACUUUCCUGCAACAUUCCUUGGAUGCUCUAGAUAGGUUAAUUAGUUACCAUGAAUUACCUCAAUGGCAAAAAGAAUCAUGGGAGAGCUGAUGCGUAUGUAAGAGAUUAAGUUGCAGAGCUACAGGAAAAUGGAGACAAUGAAUGGGACUGGUGGGAUUGCCCUAUUUAGAGCAGACAUACUGUAGGCCCAUUGGGCCGAAUGGUUUCUCCUUGUGCAGAAGUAGUCACAUUAAGCAAGAACACAUUCUCUCAGAUUAUUCAAAAGGGCUAGAGAAGGAUAUUGUGCGAUACUGAAACAAUGCUGGAUUGUUAGAGCAGCUAUGUCAGAUGAGAUCAUGAACUUAAGUUUGUUCAGCUGUAAAUUUAAGAUCUCAUGACACCAUCCACCAUUAGAAAGCAUUGGUUAUCUCUGAUCAUGUUGUUUAUGUUGCCAUGCCCAAAAUUAGAUGUUUUCCAAAUAAAAAGGAUUUUUGUAUUUUGUAAACACUCUUCUCCCACCCCCUCUAUUUACCAGUUUCUGAGAAAAUAAUCUAAGUUGCAAGAAGGGAAGCUAAUGAAAUGGGGAAAGUUGGACUAAUUUAGUGUACCUUUCAAAGGCCUAGAUCAAGUACAAUGGGCUGAGUGCUCUUCAGCACUGUCAGACAAAAAUACAGCCAGUCAGAGUAGUAACUGUUGUGUUUACUUUUAUUGCUUGAUUUGCAUUACAAAGUUUGAGAAAGGAUGAAGCGUCAGACUGAACUAUGUGCAGACAAAGCCAUUUGCUGAAUUGCUGAUGAAACUAUUAUGCAAGUAUCCUCUUCAAAGCAAAUUUCAAACAGUAACCCUCUGUGCCUAGAAUUGUAUAUUGCCAAUCAAAAAAUUCAUUUAUGUACAUUACAUCUGCUGACAAUUUUAAUACUUAAUUAUUUGAAGCAAUUUGAUUGUUGUGUGGGGUGAAGCCAAGCAGGAGUCUCCUUCAAUUACCGUACAGGCAGAAUCCAGAUAAUUGCUACUAUUAUUGUAAUGAUGAAGGCAAGAAGCCGAUUGAAUCCUACAACAAUGCUUCAGGGGACUAUGCAUUAUACGUUUGACACUUUCUAUGCCUUUUACAGCAAUUCUGUAAAGAAAAGUGAAUUACUUAUGAAAUUUGCAAUUACAAUUUAAAAACCAAAGUCAAUGACUAAGAAACAUGAGAGACAGCACAUGCUGUAAUCUGGAGCAAAAAGUAACUUGAAGGAACUCAGCAGGUUGGACAGCAACUCUUGACGCAAAGAGGUGUUUUGUUUUGUUUGAGACCCUGCAUCAGGAUCCUGAUCCUGUCUGACUUACCAUGUUCCUCUAGCAGUUUGUUUUUCUUUCCUGCUCAAAAUUCAAAUUUGGUGCCCAUUUGAAAUAAAUGAGGCAUGGUGUAGGCUUAAUUAAUAAGCAGUUCUUACCAACCUGGGCUCAGAUGGAAUUGAACUUUGCACUGCUUUUUAAUAUUUAGCUUCAGAAUUACAUGCUAAUGGAGAAGAAAAUACAGUUAGCAGAAGUGGUUGAUGUGAAUGACUUUUAAGUUGCUAAUAUUGUUAAAGUGUACGAAACAUAGCUUUUUAAACUUUAGAUACCUCUUAAGUUGAGAUGUUGAUUUCAGGAUAUACAGUUUGAGUAUUUCAUUUAUUUUUCCUUUUUUUAGCUCUGUGGCAAAAUGAAUAUUUCUUGGAAUAUGACUCCAUUUAAAUUACUUCAACUUGUAGUAUUUCUUUAAACUGCAAUUAAAUUCAAGCUCACAUUAACUUGUUUAUUUCAUUGGUUUUGUAGCAAUGAGUCAUAGAGAGAUGUAUAGCCCUCUGACUCUGCCCCAUCCAUCAAACACUGUUAUUACACUAAACCUAUCUUAUUUAUCAUUCACUACAUUUCUACCAAAAAUGUUUCAAUGUUAACGUGCAGAUAUCCCACAUUAACAGCACUGAAAAUCCAUUGUAGUGCUUAAUUUAAAAUAUAUGUGAUAUGACAGCAGACAUUGAUAACUUGAACCUAAUACUAGUAAAAAAAUGAAUGCUGCCUUUGUUGUGUGUGAAAUCUGAAGUGGGGAGAUGCAGUGAGAAAAGUCCUGCAACAACCCCUUUAAGUGCAAAAUAACUAUAGAUUAAAUGAUAAUCAGAAAACCUCAAUAGCAUGUACAUGAACCAUUGAUCUGAGAUCAUAGUGUCUUAUUGUCUGCUACCAGACAAAUAUUGAACAAUAAAAACUUAUGAUGCUUCAAUCCUUUCAGAUUCAUGGGACUAAAAUUUCUGCUUUUCAGUCUUUGCACCAAGUAUGAGGAAAACCCAGUUGCACGAGUUGCAUGUUAAUCUGAAAUAACACUCACUUUGAAAUUGGAUUGCUUCAUCUAAUUUCCCUGUUCUUAGACUACAGGGGUUUUGGGGAAAAGGCACAAAAUUAAGACCAAGUUUCUAUAAGUUAUUUAACUGAACAGUGGAGAAAGCUCACAUUUCAGGUGGCCCAUACCUCCUAUCUUACCUUAAGUGUUGACAGGUGAGGAACCUUCAUAGUCCCACAGGGGACUGUACUGGCUCACUUGCUGUUUACCCUGUAUACCUCAGACUUUAGAUACAGCACUGAGUCAUGUCAUCUGCAGAAGUUCUCUGAUGACUCAGCAAUCUUUGGGUGUAUAAAGGGAGGACAGGAGGAGGACUUUGUGAAUGGUGCAAGCUGAAUUAUCUGUAACUCAACAUCAGUAAGACAAAGGAGUUGGUGAUGGAUUUUAGGAAGGUUAAGCCUGUACUGCUCCCUGUUACUAUUCAGGGUGAGGGUGUGGAUGUAGUGAGGACCUAUGAGUACCUGAGCAUGCACCUGGAUGACACCAGUACAGGCUGUGUACAAGAAGGGCUAGAGUCGUCUCUACUUCCUGAGGAGACUGGAGUAUGCAGGCCUCUCCUUCACAUGUUCUACCAGUCUGUUGUCACCAGUACAAUCUUCUAUGUGGUGGUGUGCUGGGGCAAUGGCAUCAACAUGGGUGAUGCCAGCUGGCUCAAUAAACUGAUUAGAACUGCUGGUUCUCUCAUAGGAGUCUAACUGUGUAUGCUGGAGGUGUGCUAGGACAAAGGACCCUACAGGAAAUCCUGGCAAUUCUGGACAAUGUUUCUCACCCUCUGCAUGCCACCUUGGCUGAACAGAGGAGCGCUCUUAGUUAUAGACUAAGACAACUGCAGCACUCCAAAGAGCGCUAUAUGAGGUAAUUCUUACCCUGGGCCAUUAGGCUCUAUAAUGAGUCAACCUAUAGCUGGGGAAGUGAUGACCCCCUCCUGUUAGACUGUUAUUAACCUCUGUUUACUACACCCUGCUAUCAUGGACAUCCUGUGCAAUAUUACCAUCACUUCUUAUCUGGACAGUGUGAAUGUAUAAUAUUACAGUAAUUCUUGUUCUACCAUCUUAUUACUGUGAACUUGGAAAUCUUGUCAUCUUUGACUUGUAAAUCUUGUACAUUUUACUUUAAGGUAACAUUUUUAUUCUUGCAUCUCUUCUAAUAUCUGUAUAUCUGUGCACUUGUAAUGCUACUAUGACACUGUAAUUUCCUUUGGGAUCAAUAAAA
This is a messenger RNA of Mobula hypostoma (lesser devil ray), 15290 nucleotides long. It is a transcript of the gene csnk1a1, whose product is annotated as casein kinase 1, alpha 1. NCBI's taxonomy places the organism in Eukaryota, Metazoa, Chordata, Chondrichthyes, Myliobatiformes, Myliobatidae. Bases 189 to 1286 code for a protein of 365 amino acids. The record is from RefSeq and is a predicted model, not a curated record. Gene Ontology annotation, cellular component: nucleus; cytoplasm. Gene Ontology annotation, biological process: signal transduction; negative regulation of canonical Wnt signaling pathway; peptidyl-serine phosphorylation. Gene Ontology annotation, molecular function: ATP binding; protein serine/threonine kinase activity. The transcript has 11 exons.